This is a messenger RNA of Miscanthus lutarioriparius, 312 nucleotides long. The record is from the annotation of a GenBank genome assembly. NCBI's taxonomy places the organism in Eukaryota, Viridiplantae, Streptophyta, Magnoliopsida, Poales, Poaceae.
AUGGAGCUAUAUAUACAAGUACUGAAGCCUGCAGAGAGCGAAGACACUGAGGGAAAACCACCACUCCAGAAACUGAAACAGCAUCCUGUUCCUUCAUCUGAAUUGAAAGAAGAGAAGAAGAACAAGAUGUGCUACAAGGUGGAGUGCAGCAAGUGCAGCAAGUUCACCUGGAACGGCUGCGGCAAGCACGUCGCGGCCGUGUACGAAGGGAUCGAGAAGGGGAAGCACUGCAGCUGCAAGCCAUGGCCAGGCGUCGACACCAAGGCAGAAGGAUCCACAUCCGCUGCCAAAGAAGGUGAAGCGAAAGCUUGA